Molecule: messenger RNA, 1761 nt
Organism: Blastomyces gilchristii SLH14081
Lineage: Eukaryota; Fungi; Ascomycota; Eurotiomycetes; Onygenales; Ajellomycetaceae
Exons: 3
Coding region: 770-1198 (142 amino acids)
Source: RefSeq, a predicted model, not a curated record
UCAAAAUAAGCCAACUCCAACAACCAACUCUCGCCUCUUUGUAUGGCUAUUACCAGCAGUACAAUGGGUGAUUUGUCCCAUUCUCUCCGGAAACAAUGUCCUACGUUUAUGAUUGACGGGGUUUUCUGGAGUGUAUACUCCUUGGGAAUUUCUCUUUCAUGAUGAACCCUCGAGUUUCAACUGCCUUGGGUCUUGUGUAGCUACCAAUGGUGGCAAUUCUCAAUGAAACAGUCACCAUAAGGAAUUGUAUAUUUUUGAUGGAUGAUGAAGCUCCUUGCAGUGGCAUAUUUCUUUGUCGGACUAUUAUCUUAUAGAGAAACAUAAAAUUUAGUUGGUUUAUGGGAUCCCGUCAGGCAGCCUAUUUCUAGGGGUCUCUUACAUAACAUCUCACACUUUCAUUGAAAGGUGAUCAGCGCAGGAUGCAGGUUCCCAUAGGCAGCAUGUUUCUAUAGGACUCUUUCUAUAGAUAAUGCUAAAGAAUUUAUGCGUUCCAUGAAGGCCCCUAAGGUGGCGUACCCUUUGGGGAUGUUCGCACUCGCGAGGAUCCCCAAGAGUUUCCCUUCGGCGGCUACUCCUUCCAGUACUACCAGGAUAUAUAAAGGGUAUAUAUAGCCCUUUAAUAUCAUUGAGACUCUUAGCGCUCUUUUGACUUCUCCAUCGUCCUCAAUUGUGUUUUGCGCGGUUGAUCCUUGUUCAUUACUUGCAGUCAUUUUUUAUUAUUCGUCCUUCCGUCCUUCGAUAUCAACUCCGCCUACUGGAAUUCACCACAAUGUCUUCGUUCUUGUCUAGGACGAACACAGACGGGGGAGAAAAAGUGACCCCCUCAGAGGCUGAAAGCAAAAAGGAGGUCAAUCCUGAUUGUGAAAGGAAUGCUUUUUACACAUCUAAAUUCAAGUCACUCCCAUCCGAAUUCUUAUGCAAGAUCACGAAAGCUCAUGUUGAGGUUGUCCAGUGGCGCCUGGGAAGGGCCGACCCGGGGACCCGCCCACCGUGGUGGCCUGAAAGCGUAGAUUAUGCCGACGUGGAUAAGUUGAGUGAAGAGAGUCGCGUCGUCGUUAACGCCCACAUAUUUUCCAACCUUAGGAUUAAAGGAGAGGAGCUCGAGGGCCCAUUUAAACGAAUGCCGAAAAUACCCAACGAAUGCGAAGCCGUAGAAGAUCUCAGCAAAAUAUAUGAAAAGAAGAAGUCGGAAAGCUAAUCAAAGAGGAAACCUUGAUGAGUCCGCCGAAGCGUGAACCAGACAAUAAAUUCGGUAGUUUGGCAACUGAAGAGAUUGAUGGGACUGGGAUGGUAAUCGGAUACUUGCAGUCCCCUUUUUCUUUUCCUCCGAAGGAGGAUUUCUUUGCAGGAUAAUAUAUAAUUAAUACGAGGCAUGCUUAUCUCAACUUAGUUGAAUAUCAAUUUCAUUUUUCCACCCUGAGCUCUUCUUUGCUUGUAUUUUGAUAAAAAAGAUCGUCAGACGCACAUGACAGGAGACGUGAAGGUUUGGUUGGUUUCACGAUACUUGGGCGAAGGGCAUGAAGGAUGAAACAGUUCCACCGGCAGGGUAUGUCCGUUCUGUUACGCAAGUCACUGACCGCAGAGUUAUUGGGUGGGUAACUGCCAUAUGUACAUUACAUGUACAUCAAUGACAACCAUGAGGCUUUGAAUUCUAUAUCAACCUAUAUACAAUGGCCCACCCAAAAAAAUUGACCUGUUGCUUCAAUAAGAUAUUCCUUGUCACAGUCCUACUUGUCUUUGAGCUCAUCAAAAGGCCCCUUC